CGCUUUUACUUUUUCACAGGUGAAAUGAGGAGAAUUGUUGGUGUUAAGUUAGUUGUAGGUGGUGGGCCUGAUACUAUCGAUAACGUCAAAGCAUCCGUUGGAAACAAGAUGCCAGUUAUUAUUUUUAAAGGAACAGGCUUUGCUGCGGAAUUAUUUAUAUUUGCUUACGACUUGAAACCAUUAGAAAAUUGCAAUCUGAGGGAUUUGGAACAACAUCAAAAAUUAGUUGAAUUAAUUGGGGAGACAUUUCCAGAUUUCACAAUAGCAAAGAGAAUUAAAUAUUACGAGACAAUCAUGGAAUGCAUGCUUUACAAAGAUCAUAUUACUUUGGCUUCUUUUGAUGAUGGUACUAAGCUUGAUCAGAUGAUUCUCAAUGCAUUCUUGCAAGUUUACAAAGCCUCUGAAGCUACGCGAACCAAUGAUGCAAAUUCUUCCAGUAUCAGCAAUCAGUUAAAACUGGCUAUUCAUUGGGGAUGUUGCGAUUAUGUGGAACUGUUAUUGAAGGAAUUUGAUGAUGAAUUGAAGGAUUUAAAAAAGGACGCCAGUGAUACAAAUAUUGAUAUUAUCGUAGAUAAUUUGCUACACGCGAUAUCAAUUUCACGACACGACGAAGCACGUGUCUUGCUAGAAUACACGCUUGAUUAUUAUAAAGGAGAUUUAAAAGGUGUGGUUACUGAGGAAAAAAUACUAUGGUUGUAUCAGAAAGUAAGAAAUCCUUGUUUCCAUUCCUCCAUUAUUUCUUUGGGGUACUGUGUUAGAUUAAAAUUAUAUGAUUUAUGUUUUUUUCUUUCGCAUAGAAAUACAAGAAGAAGAAAAUCAACAUUUUGCAUUUGCUCACAGAUACGGAAAAGAAGGUAUGGUAAAUAUCUUCCUAAACUUAAAUUUUUUUUCUUUUAUCUAUUUAAUUUUCCUUUUAUAUCCUGUAGUUAGUUUUCAACUGGUAGAUUUGAAGGGGAACUGUAUUUCAUUUUCCCCUUUUCUUUGAAUUCUUCAUCUUUAUACAACAUUUUGCACACAAAAUUUAACAAAUCAUCAUCAGGAGUUUUCCUACUAAUGAAGCCAGCGAGAAAAUGACGGAGGGGUGGGGGAGAUUACUAAGUAAUAGAAUAGAACUUAAUACAAGCUACAACUAAACAUCGAAAAAUCCUGGUAUAAUUUUCUUUGUCUAUGGUGCAAAUAUUUGUGCCAAAACAAAUGAAGAAAAUACAGAAAACUGUAAAAA
Messenger RNA from Hydractinia symbiolongicarpus, 1222 nucleotides. RefSeq names its product transient receptor potential cation channel subfamily M member 6-like. The record is from RefSeq and is a predicted model, not a curated record. Gene Ontology annotation, biological process: calcium ion transmembrane transport. NCBI's taxonomy places the organism in Eukaryota, Metazoa, Cnidaria, Hydrozoa, Anthoathecata, Hydractiniidae. The transcript has 4 exons. Gene Ontology annotation, molecular function: ligand-gated calcium channel activity. The coding region runs from base 25 to 930 and encodes 301 amino acids.